Molecule: messenger RNA, 1785 nt
Organism: Schistosoma margrebowiei
Lineage: Eukaryota; Metazoa; Platyhelminthes; Trematoda; Strigeidida; Schistosomatidae
Source: the annotation of a GenBank genome assembly
GUUACAGUCAUUUAAUGUUAAAUAUACAUACAGUGGAAGGUUGACAAAAUAAAUACAAAUAUCAUUGAAAACGAUUUACAAAAUAAGGUUGUCAGGACUAUCUUCACACCUGAAUAUAUGUGGCAUCUUUAUAUCUAAUGAUGCUAUUGCAAAUUUUUAAAUAGAUAGCGUUUUCUUGCUUUUUCGGCCUCGCUAUAUGUGAAGAAAUCAUUACAUCAGACAACACUUUGAAGCAUCAAGUAGUUGAUGAACGGAUUCGAAUGUGUCGUAACAGUGACACGGUAAGAAUUAUAAAGGCACGUAAUGCCAACCUCUGAUAUACAUAAUAAAUAUCGAGAAGUUAAAGAAAAAUUUGAAAACUACUUUAAUACAUUCGUCAGUCUGUUACAUCAUGACCAUCCAAAAAGUCUUCAAUUGGCAGAACAACAUUUCCAAAAUGUAACUUCGUAUAAUUUAUCUAGUGGCAAACGAAUUCGAGGAGUGUUAGUUGUUCUUUCGUAUAUGGUGUUCAGCAAUAAAAAUGAAAACUCUAGGAAAAACUUGUCGUGUGCAUAUCUUAUUGGUUGGUGUGUCGAAUUGUUACACGCAGGAUUCCUUGUGUUGGAUGAUAUAAUUGACAACUCUACACUUAGACGGGGCCAACCGUGUUGGCAUUGUACUCAGGUAGAUUUAAACCGUGGGUUAAUUGGAGUUAAUGAUGGUUUACAUCUGAUUUUAUCAUCGAAAUACUUGAUCCACUCUUUAUUUGCUGAAAAUCAAAGUAAUGUUGAUUCAUAUUCAUGGAAGGACAAAAAUAACGUAUAUCUCAAAUUAUGCAAAAUGUUUGAUGAAGUUAGUUACAAAACGUGUUCUGGCCAAUGCUUGGAUGUACUAUCGGCAAAUCCUAAUAAUCAAUGUAUUUUGAACGGAAAACAGAAUAAUUUGGAGUUUGAUAGUUUUGCUCGAAACUACUCACCAGAUGUAUUUGAAGCUAUAACACACUGGAAGACGGGUUUUUAUACUUUUUAUUUACCUGUAGCGUGUGGAAUGAUUUUGGCUGAAGUUGAUGAUACAGAUGAUAUUUUCAAAAAUGUUCAAUACAUCCUCCUUAAAUUGGGUAACUACUUUCAAGCCCAGGAUGACUAUUUAGAUUGUUUUGGUGACAGUGAAAUUACUGGAAAAGUUGGGACUGAUAUAGCAGAAGGCAAAUGCACAUGGCUAAUUGUUGAAGCGUUAAAACACCUUUCACCUGAACAAUAUAAAAUACUUAAAACAAAUUAUGGUAAACCCGAUCUUAAGUCGCAACAGACUGUUCGCAAUCUCUAUGGUGCGAUCAAAUUACCAGAGAAGUAUUAUUUGUACGAAGAACAAACUAAAUCAGAGAUUAUGAAUAACAUUCAGAAGUUUAUGUACCUUGAUCACUUUUCUUUUGAUCCUAGGGAUUUGUUUACUUUUCUUGUAGAAUUACUUUUUCAACGUGUUUGUUAAAGUACCAUGAAAAUAUUUCAUAUUAUUCCAUACUGUUUCGUCAACUUUCUUUACUUACGUCUUUUCUAUCUCAGUUCUCUUUUUCCAUUUCUUUUAGUUCUACAAUUCAGUCUUUACUUUUAUCGUCAUGACAAUCCUAUUUAAAGAAUUCCCCUUCUUACAUAAUUAUGGUGCAUUUAAAUCUUCGUCAACAUAAUUUUGUCUAAAAUAUUUGUUUGUUUUCUUAAAAUACUGACUUUAACAGCUUAGUAUUAUGUAUAUUUAUAUUUCCGAAUUUAUUUAUUUGAACACGUAAAUAUUGCUACAAAAGGAUACCGA